Guillardia theta CCMP2712 is the source of this 963-nucleotide messenger RNA. RefSeq lists its product as hypothetical. NCBI's taxonomy places the organism in Eukaryota, Cryptophyceae, Pyrenomonadales, Geminigeraceae. Gene Ontology annotation, biological process: cytoplasmic translation; ribosomal small subunit assembly. The transcript has 4 exons. Bases 22 to 852 code for a protein of 276 amino acids. Gene Ontology annotation, molecular function: structural constituent of ribosome. The record is from RefSeq and is a predicted model, not a curated record. Gene Ontology annotation, cellular component: ribosome; cytosolic small ribosomal subunit; 90S preribosome.
CCCACGCCAUCGCGUGCAGCCAUGUCUAACACCAGCCUCCCUCCCGCGCUUCGAGCCACCGACGAUGACUGGGCGAAGAUGCUCGCCGCCCACGUUCAUCUCGGAACCAAGAACUUGGACAACAAGAUGAUGCCGUACAUCUGGAAGCGCCGCGCUGACGGUCUUUACAUCAUCAACUUGGCCAAGACGUGGGAGAAGCUCAUGCUCGCUGCCCGCAUUGUUGUCGCCAUCGAGAACCCCGCUGAUGUUUGCGUAAUCUCUGCUCGUCCUUAUGGUCAGCGUGCCGUGCUCAAGUUCGGUCAGUACACUGGCGCCAACUACAUGGCUGGUCGCUACACCCCCGGUACCUUCACCAACCAGAUCCAGCAGCAGUUCCAGGAGCCCCGCCUCCUCGUCAUCACCGACCCCCGCACGGACUCGCAGCCCCUCCACGAGUCCUCCUUCGUCAACAUCCCCACUGUUGCCUUCUGCGACACCGACUCUCCUCUCCGCUUCGUCGACGUCGCCGUUCCUGCCAACAACAAGGGCAAGCAGUCCAUCGGCCUCCUCUACUGGCUCCUCGCCCGUGAGGUCCUUCGCCUCCGCAACGUGAUCCAGCGCAACUCGCCGUGGGACAUCAUGGUGGACAUGUUCUUCUACCGCGACCCCGAGGAGGCGGAGAAGGAGGCGGAGAACGAGAAGGAGGCCAUCGAGGCUCCUCCUGCUGAAUUCAAUGCUACGGGCUACGACGCGACUCUGCAGGGAGCUGGCGAGUGGGCUGGUGCUGGUGCGCACGAGUGGGGAGCGCAGGCUGGUGGAGCUGAGUGGGGAGCCGGAGAUGCGGCUGGAGCCCCUAUGUUCACUGCCCAGUGAGUAGGAGAUUCAAAGGUCAAGCUGCGGAUGGCUGUAGAGGGAGAAAGGAGAACCGAGAUGGCAUGUUAGCACAUGUAGCACAAGAUUGAAUGAAGCUGUGUCCUCGUCCUC